Messenger RNA from Lucilia cuprina (Australian sheep blowfly), 643 nucleotides. It is a transcript of the gene Lamtor4, whose product is annotated as ragulator complex protein LAMTOR4 homolog. Gene Ontology annotation, biological process: positive regulation of TOR signaling; cellular response to amino acid stimulus. NCBI's taxonomy places the organism in Eukaryota, Metazoa, Arthropoda, Insecta, Diptera, Calliphoridae. The record is from RefSeq and is a predicted model, not a curated record. The transcript has 2 exons. The coding region runs from base 68 to 457 and encodes 129 amino acids. Gene Ontology annotation, cellular component: Ragulator complex; lysosome. Gene Ontology annotation, molecular function: guanyl-nucleotide exchange factor activity.
CGUCAAUCAAAGUGUCUUUGUUUUGAUUUUGUCUCGGAAGGAUAUAUUUGGAAAAUCUUUCGAAAAAAUGGAAAAAUUAGCUAAUCAAAUUGGUUAUUUAGUCAUGAAGGAAGAUGGAGCAGUUAUAGAAUCUGGAGGAGAAUUACAAAAUGAUGAAAGAAGUGCCAAUAUUUUUUUAGAUUUUAUAAAUCUAACUGAAAGUGUCGAUGAAAACUUCAUGCCAAACAGCAGCUGUGAACGUAUUUCCAUUGUGUACGAAGACCACAGCUACAACAUCUGUAUGUCUAAUAGACGUAUCUAUAUUGUGAAACUGCGUAAUGGUUCAGCAGCUGCUGUAAGGGGAGUUGUUGGAGGAGGUGUUUUAACCGGCUCUAAUAUAAACGGGAAUGGCAUAACAAAUAAUGCUGUGUUCGUGGAUUCUGACGGUACAUUGGGUACAACGGCAGCGUUAACUUGAGAAUCCUCAAGCGCUGUCUGUUGCGCUUUCUGCGCCCAUAGCUUUCGACAGCGCAGUCCCACGGACAGUGCUUGCAACCCUUCCAAGGAUCGGACUAGACGUUUUAAUUGGAAAACACCGUUUAUUUAUUUAAUUAUAUUGUUUAUUUGUCAGCGAAUACACCAUCUUUAAUUUCUUGUUCAAAAA